AACAUUUCAUCAAAUUUGAAAUGGAGGACGACUAGGGAAGCUUAUUCGGCAAUAAUUUUAGUUGGAGGUUUAAGUGAUCAGACUUCGUACAGGUAUCUAUUACCACCUUCAGUUUGCCGAUAUAAGUGCCUAAGAUUUCUCACAAAAUUUAAUGUCCUUUUGAAAGAGUCCUAUGUUUAUGUCUUUGAAGAAGUUAUAUUCUCUAAAGAUCCAAUGACACCAACGCUUGCUUCCUAA
Messenger RNA from Funneliformis mosseae, 237 nucleotides. The record is from the annotation of a GenBank genome assembly. Lineage: Eukaryota; Fungi; Glomeromycota; Glomeromycetes; Glomerales; Glomeraceae.